Messenger RNA from Centropristis striata (black sea bass), 1885 nucleotides. RefSeq names its product EBNA1 binding protein 2 (gene ebna1bp2). The record is from RefSeq and is a predicted model, not a curated record. Gene Ontology annotation, biological process: rRNA processing; ribosomal large subunit biogenesis. The transcript is spliced from 9 exons. Gene Ontology annotation, cellular component: preribosome, large subunit precursor; nucleolus; nuclear periphery. Lineage: Eukaryota; Metazoa; Chordata; Actinopteri; Perciformes; Serranidae. The coding region runs from base 121 to 1089 and encodes 322 amino acids.
UUAACACCGUCGCUUGCGUCACUUCCUCCCCACGUGAAGCGCUUCAUACAUGUGAGGAGCAGUUCAUCCACAGCAGCUUUCCUCACGUUUAGAGACUAGUAGCUCAUAUAUUUCCAUCUUAUGGCUGUCGAUAGCAGCAUGAUGGAGUCAGCAGAGGAGGAGUCGCUGCUCGGAGAGGAGUCAGAAGAGGAGAACUCUGAUUUAUCAGACUCUGAGCUUCAAGAAGCCUUUGCAAAGGGAUUGUUGAAACCAGGGAUGAACGUUCUGGUGGAUCAAUCAAAAAAGUUUGUCAACAAUGUGGAGGGUUUGAAACAGUGCCUUGUGGACUUCCGUAAAAAAGACCUUCCCUGGGUGGAGAGGUUGGAUAUGACCAACCUACCGGCUGAAGACGUUCUUUCUAAAGUUGAAGGGAAAGUUCCAAGUGUGACCAAAGGAGAUGUCAACGCAGAAGAUGAUUUCCAGAGAGAGAUGUUCUUCUACCGUCAAGCUCAAGCUACAGUUCUAGAUGCACUGCCUCUCAUGAGCAAGCAUGGCAUAGCCACCAAAAGACCGGACGAUUACUUCGCAGAGAUGGCCAAGUCCGAUCAGCAAAUGCAAAAGAUCAGGAAGAAGCUGAUCUCAAAGCAGCAAAUAUUGGAGAAGUCGGAGAAGGCCAAGAAGCUGCGUGAGCAAAGAAAGUUUGGCAAAAAGGUCCAAAUAGAAGUUAUCCAGAAGAGGCAGAAAGAAAAGAAGGCUAUGAUGAAUGCUGUAAAGAAAUACCAGAAAGGAAUGACCGACAAACUGGAUUUCUUGGAAGGAGACCAGAAGAAGGGUAAAGACUCUACUCAGGGCCCCAACAAAGCAGCGAACAAGAAGGGCCCCAAUGCCAAGAGAAAAUACAAGGACCAGAAGUUUGGCUUCGGAGGCAAGAAAAGUGGAAGGAAGUGGAACACCAAGGAGAGCCACAACGAUGUUUCCAGUUUCCGCGCCAAAGUGGCUAACGCAAAGGGCGGCAGGGGAGGGAAAGGAGGGAAGAAAGGCGGCAAAGGAGGAAAACAAAAUAAACGUCCAGGCAAAUCUGUGCGCCAGAAGAUGAAGUCUCGCUCAUAAAUACUGACUGAGGCUGGUUAAUAGACUGGACUUGGACCUUGUUUCUAUGCAGAACUUUUCCUACCUGCUCCCCAGUCUCUCCACCAUAUACAUCAGGGAACAUUUAGGAGAAUGUGGGCUUUUUGUUCUACACUUUUUGUACAAAACGCCUUCCACAAAAUGUGUCUGGAAUAAUAUGGAGGAUCCAUUAAGCCAGAGAGCGAGACGUCCUGACAUAUCCAUAAGGAAGCUAUGUGAAGGACCUGACUGGUGAAGAAAAGGUCUCCUUUUGCGGAAAUGGUAAACCGAAGAGAGGACUGCAUAGAUGCAUAGACAGCAAAGUUGUUUGACAAAAAGAGAGAAAAUUUGAAUGUUAGAAAAGUGUCUUGUCUUUAUUAGUUGACAUAGACCAGUUUUAUUGUCUGUGGACAUAAUUGUCUUUCCAUAUGCUGAUUUGAUGACAUGCUUGUGGCACCUCAGUGUCUACAACAGCCUCUUCCCUGUCUAAUUUACACUGUGUGCUCUUGAGAAUUUGGUGUACUGUUUUAUUUUUUUCUAACUCAGCUCCUUGACUCAUUGAUUCUCUCCCAUGUGACAUGACAUUUUAUAAUAUUGAGCAGCUGUUAGUUUUGCCCUUUAUUGUUCAUUAAUAUGAUUACUCCGUGAUGGGCAAGUGUGCGUUGUAUAGACCUGUGCAAAUGCUGCCCAUGCAAGUGUUUUCCAUAGCGUUCUAUCAUGGAUAUGCAAAAGGGCAUUUUCUGUGUUGACACCAGUGUGUUUGUAUGAUAAACAAAUAAAUCUGAACAUAAGUUGCUGA